Apodemus sylvaticus (European woodmouse) is the source of this 261-nucleotide messenger RNA. RefSeq names its product WAP four-disulfide core domain 12 (gene Wfdc12). Gene Ontology annotation, cellular component: extracellular region. Gene Ontology annotation, molecular function: peptidase inhibitor activity. Lineage: Eukaryota; Metazoa; Chordata; Mammalia; Rodentia; Muridae. The transcript has 3 exons. The coding region runs from base 1 to 261 and encodes 86 amino acids. The record is from RefSeq and is a predicted model, not a curated record.
AUGUGGCCAAACAGUAUCUUGGUCCUCACCGUGUUCCUCAUUUCCUCUACUCUGGUAACUGGAGGCGGAGUCAAAGGCGAUAAAGAGAAAGGAGUUUGCCCACCGGACAAUGUCCGCUGCAUCAGGCAAGAGGACCCCCAGUGUUACAGUGACAGCAACUGUGACGAUCAGCAGAUAUGCUGCUUCUGGCACUGUGGCUUCAAAUGUGUGCAGCCCGUGAAAGACAUGGAGAGCAAUGGAGCCCUCGGGAGUAAGGUGUGA